UAAGGUGCAGUAAAAGCACGGACUGUCAUAGCUGAAAGCAGCUUGACAAUUCAUAGAGCCAGUGGUUAACUCAGAGUGCAGAGUCGGGCAAUUCCAUCGCUACGAGCACAACCGCCUGACCCUCAAGAUAGCAGUAUCCACCAAGGCAAAACACAGCGACAACUUUCUCUGUUCUCCUAACCGACAGGCUCUCGAUGACUGAGAUAUUCUGUCUUGAGCACACGGUACCAGCCAGUAUAUUGCCUGGAGACAUUCAGCGGUUCUCCACCCCAACAUGGAGAUUUGACCCUUUCGUUCUGGCCUUAUCCAUCCAUAGAGUAAUCCGGAAGGUCACGUUUGAUUCUUCACUCCCUCGCAAGCGCAGUGUUUCCAAGACCACAAAUAGCGCAAUCACACGAGAUCUGUGUCGACGCCUCGAAGCUGGGAAAUAUGCGAGAAUCAAACAAAAAAAGAAACCCACUACAAGGCUUAUACCCCUGAAUAGCGAGCAAGAAAACCUCAGCG
Molecule: messenger RNA, 504 nt
Organism: Aspergillus welwitschiae
Lineage: Eukaryota; Fungi; Ascomycota; Eurotiomycetes; Eurotiales; Aspergillaceae
Exons: 2
Source: RefSeq, a predicted model, not a curated record